CCUAACCCAAAUUAAAUCAAAGCAUCAAACCCCACCGUUGAAGAAACACUUCUUUUUGGCCUCGUCAAAAUUCAAAACUUCAAAGACCAAAGACAAGAAAAAUCUGUCAAAACUUCCUUCUCCCCUCUCCCUUGAUUCUUCCGUGUCUUUACUAAAACAUUUAAAACCCAUAGAAUUCUUCAAGAGGAAGAAUAAUUGUCCACUUUUGUCCUUUUGUUUUUGGGUUCCUUCAUGGUCUGACCAGUCGUUUUAGUUUCUCUGAUCGGGUUUGGUCCCCAAUGUCGGACGAUAUGUUGCUACAUUUCUCUUCGAAUUCGUCAAACCAAUCAGACCAUUCUUUGCCCACCAAGAUUGCAAAGCUCGAAGCUCGCUUGGUAGGCAAGGCCUCUUCUGCAUCUGCUGCUCAGCAACCGCAACAACAACAGCAACAGCCGCCUUGGUCUUCUCUAUCAUCGGCUUCGAAAUUUGUUUCCGCUGAGGACUUGCCUGAGGCUUCUAGUUCUAGUGAUUCUGAUGAUGAGAAUGGAGGAGAGUUUUUAAUACUGGCCAAUACUCAAAAGCGGCGGAAGGUGCAAGGAGAUGAUAAUUUGCUAGUUCUUAAACAUGCUGAGGCAAUUUCUGAAGGGACGCAAAAGAUUGUGGAAGUUGUGGAUGUCAAGGCAAGUUCUGAUGGGAAUAGGAGAAAACAAGGCCGUGGAAGGGGCCAUUCUGUUUCAAACAGGGGCCGUGGGUCUAGGGCUAAUGAUCAGAUACGACAACAAACAUCUACGUCUAUAGUAACGGCGUCAAAUAGUCAACUUGAUAACUCAUAUCAUAAGGAUAAUAGGCUUAAAGAGCAGUUCCAGACUUAUGACCGCACUUCACUAGAGGAAGAGGUGACAUCUCUACAUUCUAAAGUUGCAGCACUGGAGGAGGACCUCCAGAAAUGUCGUCAAGAAGCUUCUGAUUAUCAGAAUCAUUGUCGGCUACUAGAAAAGGAAUUGAAAGAUAUUAAAGAUUAUGACCAGAAAAUGAAGCCAAAGAGGCAAAAAAUGAUCUCUGAUCUGUUGAUAGCUGUUUCAAAAGCCGAGCGACGGGAAGCUAGGAUGAAAGUGCGGCAGGAUUCCUUGAGACUUGGGAAUGUCGGUGUAAUCAGAGCUGGAACACUAAUAUCUGAGACGUGGGAGGAUGGGCAAGCACUGAAAGAUCUAAAUGCUCAUCUUAGACAAUUGUUGGAAGCUAAGGAGGCUGUUGAGCGACAGAGGAAACAAUUGAAGAAGCGACAAUCUGACAAGGGUGAUGCAACUGAUGCGGAAUCAGGUGUACAAGAAGAAGAUAUCCUCUUCCAGGAUGAGAUACACAAAUCACGUCUAGCAAGUAUUAAACGUGAGGAGGAAAGUAUUCUCCGUGAAAGAGAUCGCUAUGAACUAGAUAAGGGAAGGCUUAUACGUGAAAUGAAGCGCAUUAGAGAUGAGGAUGGUUCCCGUUUUAACAAUUUUCAAAUACUAAAUAAUCGAUAUGCCCUUUUAAACCUUCUUGGCAAAGGAGGAUUCAGUGAGGUUUAUAAGGCUUAUGACUUGGUAGAGCAUAGAUAUGUUGCAUGUAAGCUGCAUGGUCUGAAUGCUCAGUGGAGUGAGGAUAAGAAGCAAAGUUACAUACGGCAUGCAAUUCGAGAGUACUACAUUCACAAGACAUUGGUUCACCGUCACAUAGUUCGGCUUUGGGACAUUUUUGAGAUUGACCAUAAUACUUUCUGCACUGUCUUGGAGUACUGCAGCGGCAAAGAUCUCGAUGCUGUUUUGAAGGCAACACUGGUAUUACCUGAGAAAGAAGCUAGGAUUAUCAUAGUUCAAAUAUUUCAAGGCCUUGUAUGCUUGAAUAAAAGAGCACAGAAGAUUAUCCAUUAUGACCUGAAGCCUGGGAAUGUUCUCUUUGAUGAGUUAGGUGUAGCAAAAGUGACUGAUUUUGGUCUUAGCAAAAUAGUAGAGGAUGAUGUUGGAUCCCAGGGUAUGGAACUUACAUCCCAGGGAGCCGGAACAUACUGGUACUUGCCCCCAGAAUGCUUUGAGCUCAGCAAGAUACCUCUGAUUUCAUCGAAGGUGGAUGUUUGGUCUGCUGGUGUACUAUUUUACCAAAUGCUUUUUGGUAGGCGCCCCUUUGGGCAUGACCAAACUCAAGAACGAAUAUUGCGUGAGGACACAAUUAUCAAAGCACGCAAGGUUGAAUUCCCUUCAAGACCCUCUGUCUCUAAUGAGGCAAAGGUUAGUUCUGCCCAUCUUAGGAUUUGAUUCGCCGAUGUUUAACAUAUAACCAAGCUGAAAGGCCGGAUGUUUUGACAAUAGCACAGGAUCCAUAUCUUACAUAUUCAAAGAAGUAAAAAAUGUAGCACAGUCGCAGCAAACGGGCCCAAAAAUAGCAGGGGGAGAUAGAGAAUGUGUGAAUUUCUUUUGAAACAUCCACAAGGAAUUUUGUAUAGGUUGUAAAGGUUACCCUGCUUGUUUUGAGCUGGCAAAAUUAGUGUUUUUGUUUGUCCCUUUUGGUUUAAGUUCAAUUCAAUCCCUGUUUUAUGUAUGUUGUGCAUAUGACCAUUUCAUUUCUCUUGCUAAAAGAAUGUGUAAAAGAUAACAGCAUUUGCAAAUCUUUCCUUCCUCUAAGGUUUGGUUGGGAGACUUUUAUACAAAAAAAAGGUUCAAUUAAA
Gossypium raimondii (Peruvian cotton) is the source of this 2677-nucleotide messenger RNA. Its product is annotated as serine/threonine-protein kinase TOUSLED. The transcript is spliced from 16 exons. Bases 279 to 2267 code for a protein of 662 amino acids. Gene Ontology annotation, molecular function: ATP binding; protein serine/threonine kinase activity. NCBI's taxonomy places the organism in Eukaryota, Viridiplantae, Streptophyta, Magnoliopsida, Malvales, Malvaceae. Gene Ontology annotation, cellular component: nucleus. The record is from RefSeq and is a predicted model, not a curated record. Gene Ontology annotation, biological process: chromosome segregation; peptidyl-serine phosphorylation; intracellular signal transduction.